Hippocampus zosterae (dwarf seahorse) is the source of this 2041-nucleotide messenger RNA. RefSeq names its product Rh50-like protein (gene rh50). The coding region runs from base 111 to 1535 and encodes 474 amino acids. Gene Ontology annotation, cellular component: plasma membrane. NCBI's taxonomy places the organism in Eukaryota, Metazoa, Chordata, Actinopteri, Syngnathiformes, Syngnathidae. Gene Ontology annotation, molecular function: ammonium channel activity. The record is from RefSeq and is a predicted model, not a curated record. The transcript has a single exon. Gene Ontology annotation, biological process: ammonium transmembrane transport; ammonium homeostasis.
AACAUCUCGACUUGUUUGAGCGGGAGCGAACUUGAACGUUGUCCUCUCUUAUCUGUGCUGAUUAUAAUCCCUGCUUCAAAUGAAAAAAAACUGCCAUUUGAGCUCUGACAAUGAAGCCAGGUGCGAGCAGCCUGCGAGUGAGGCUGCCCGUGUUUGUUUUUGCAGUGGAGUUGGUGAUUUUGGGUCUGUUUGCCACUUUUGUCACAUAUGACAACCACGGCGAUGCCAGAUUUCAAACCAACGAGACUAAGGCCAUGGACAAUGCAGUAUACAAGGAUUAUCCUUUUUUUGCCGACAUUCAGGUGAUGAUAUUCCUCGGCUUUGGAUGCCUCCUGGCAUUUUUCCGACUCUAUGGAUUCGGAGGGAUGGUUUUCAACUUCCUUGUAGCUACCUUUUCCAUCCAAUGGGCCAUUCUAGUGCAGGGGUACUUCCAGUUCAGCCAUCAAGGUAAGAUCCAACUUGGUGUGAUCAACCUCAUCAAUGCAGAGUUUGCCUGCGCCGUGGUGCUCAUCUCUUUCGGGGCAGUAUUGGGCAAGACAAGUCCGCUGCAGCUGCUGGUCAUGGCUCUCCUGGAGGUGCCGGUAUUUGCAGUCACUGAAUGGGCAGUGCUGAAGUACCUGAAGAUAAACGACGCUGGAGGCUCCAUCCUGAUUCACCUCUUUGCCUGUUAUUUUGGAUUGGCAGUCACCUUUGUGCUGUACAGACCUCGUCUCAAUGAAGGUCACGCCAAGGAGAACACCAGCUAUCAGUCGGACAUCCUGUGCAUGAUGGGAACCUUGUUCCUCUGGGUCUUCUGGCCCUCCUUCAACUCGGCAUUAACCCUGAAAGGCGAUGACCAGCACAGGGCCAUCCUCCACACCUUCAUUGGCCUCUGUGCCUCCACCCUCACGGCAUUUGCUCUAUCAGCACUACUCAACAAAAAUGGAAAACUCAGCAUGGCGGACAUCCAGAAUGUGACCCUGGCUGGAGGCGUGACGGUCGGGGCAUCCGUAGAUAUGAUGAUUUCGCCUGCGGCAGCAUAUGCCCUCGGGAUGGUAGGCUGCAUCGCAUGCAUGCUAGGCUAUAAGUACCUGAGCCCUGUCUUGGCACAACGCUUCCGAAUCCAGGAUCAAUGUGGAAUACAUAAUUUGCACGGGCUAACAGGACUCAUUUCCUCCGCUGCUGGGAUUUAUGCAAUAAUGGUGGCGAAAGAGGAAGUCUACGGUCCUAGUAUGUAUGACACCUUUAGGCACAGAGCCCCAAAAGAAGGGGAUCCCAAGUUGCUUGAACUGCAGGCAUUAAUUCCUGGACUGCAGCCAGGUUUGGGGCGGAGUGCCCGAGAACAGGCUCUCUUCCAGGUGGCUGCCAUCUUCUCCACCAUAGCAGCGGCCGCCAUCGGAGGAGUGCUCACAGGCAUAGUCUUGAAAAUCCCUUACCUCUCCUCACCUUCAGAUGAUUUAUGUUUUGAUGACAAACUAUAUUUUGUUGUGCCCCAGGAUAGUUACUCACCUCUGAAACUCAACAAAGACACACAUAAAGAGGAAACUGUUGCCUAGCACAUCGUUCUCUCCUUAUGGAAAUAAUGAAAAUUAAAUUGUCUUUUAAAAGUGCUUCGCAAUAAUAUUUUGUGAUGAAAUGAUAUGUAUAAUUUACAAUAAUUGUAUUUAUUGCCCCAGUAAAUCGAAUGUUUUAAAAAAUUUAGAUAUGUAUGAUCAUGAAUAUUGUGUUUGGCAUAGAGACACGUCACACAUUUGUGUCAUUAACAAAGUAAAGAUAUUACAAUGUGUCUAACUGUAAAUGACUGAAUGGAACAAAUGUUUGUCAUGUAAUGUUUCUGUUAUGACUCAAAGAUAUCUACUGUAAAGGUAUGAUGCCCUGAUUAUCUUAUAAGAUUCAUACAAUUCACCCAAGCGUUUAAAGUAUUAUUUUUUCAGGAAAUCGGGGGUCACAGAAAUCGUGGCUGUACAUAUGACGGGUUUAAGACGGGCAAAUGAUUGACGCACUUGCUUCCUCUCUACUUCUUUGUUGUGUCUAGUUAAAUACAAGUUCUUUGUUAUCUCUG